AGUAUAUAACUUAAUAAUGAAUUACUUAUCAGAACAUAAAAAAUAAGUUUUUUUAUAAAUAAGGGACUAAAAUAUUUUUCACAUAUUUUUUAAAAAAAAAUUCUGUUUUGGUGUACACUUUUAAUAGCGCUUAUAAAAUUUUCAGUUUUUGAUAUUCAAAAUUAUAAUAUAUAUAUCAUGACAACAGAUAGGUAAAAUACUUUUGAUAAAUUACUACUAUUUCUAUAGUUUUUCCUCAUCUAAAUAAACUGAAUUAAUUUUGUCAGGAGUGUAACAUUUGGUAUAUAAAUAGUAACAGUGAUGUCAUAAGUUGACACAUAUACAUAUAAUGUAUUUUUCCUGGAAGUCUGAGACUGGGAGUGAUCAUAAGUGACAAUCAUGAGUGAAGAUCAUGGUUAUAUAUUGCGUGCAUAGAUGACAUGCAAUUGUCAGGAGUGUAACAUAUUUUGGUGAAAUUUCCGCGUAUUCUUUUAUCCAUUUUUUUCGAAUGCAUUAUUGUUUUGCUGUGCAGUGUUUUUGACUUAUAGUGCAGUUCUGGAAAUAAAUAUUCUAUCUGGUGCAUAUAAGGAAGACAAAACAGAAAUUAGCCAUUUCUUAACCACAGAUCUGCAAUCAUACCUUUCUAAUAUGGGUAUGAAUGGUACAUAUGCUGACCAUCUGUGUAUCAGUGUUACAAGUAAAGUUUUGUCAUCCACAAUACAGAUCAUACAGGCAGAUAACCCAGAUGUUAGAGAGGGAACUUGCCACACCUCAGUAUUGGUUGUCGGGUAUCUACCAGAGCUCCAACAUUAUGUCAGUCUAGAGCCAGUAGAAAGAUAUGUACCAGAUGAUUAUGUAGCUGUUGGUCUGACCUCACGCAGAAAGAAAAAGUUUCUUUAUGUAGCCAAGGUUUUGCAGGUAGAUGGGGAUGUUCAGCUUAGAUUCUUAGAGAGCACCAAUUCUCGGGGGAUCUACACAUGGCCCAAGGCAGACGACAUAUCAUGGCAGUCUCCAGAUGACAUAUUACGAAAAUUAUCACAUCCUACAUUAUUGCCUGGUCGUGGGUUAAAAAUCAUGUUUGAUAUUACAGAACUUGAAUUUGAAAAACAGCUAACAGCUUGAGAUGCACUUUUUGUCAGGAGUGUAACAGUAUAUGGAACAUAUUUGUAACACAUUUUAUUAUACAAUCUAGUCAUAAGACCAAUUUCAGGAGAUCAUAUAUGAACUGUUUCAGUGUUCUAUUGUUUAUUAUGACAGACACUAAUUUUUUCUUCAUGUUGUGAGCCACUAGUAUACAUAAUCAUUUGUGAUGGUACGGAUUUGGGUGACUUUCUUAAAAGUAUGUCUAAAAUUGGAGACAUCUUUUUCAAAUUUGUUCAGGAAUGUUUAAAUGUCCAUUAGUUACAAUGUUUAAACAGUUUAGUUAAUUGAUAUUGUUCAUUUGUUUUUAGAAUCUUGUUAAUGAUAAGCAGCUAUACAUGUCAGGAGUGUAACAAUUUGUUACAAAAAUGCUCAUGUUUUCAUGCUGAUCCUGUGAAAUAAAAUCAUUAUUUCUGCCAUCAUUUAUUUUACUGUGUUG
Molecule: messenger RNA, 1558 nt
Organism: Ruditapes philippinarum (Manila clam)
Lineage: Eukaryota; Metazoa; Mollusca; Bivalvia; Venerida; Veneridae
Exons: 4
Coding region: 628-1101 (157 amino acids)
Source: RefSeq, a predicted model, not a curated record